Messenger RNA from Closterium sp. Naga37s-1, 561 nucleotides. NCBI's taxonomy places the organism in Eukaryota, Viridiplantae, Streptophyta, Zygnematophyceae, Desmidiales, Closteriaceae. The record is from the annotation of a GenBank genome assembly.
AUGUCCAACCCUGCCGCUCUGCCAUGCUGCCUGUGUUGCCAUGCUGCCUGUGUUGCCAUGCUGCCUGUGUUGCCAUGCUGCCUGUGUUGCCAUGCUGCCUGUGUUGCCAUGCUGCCUGUGUUGCCAUGCGGCCUGUGUUGCCAUGCGGCCUGUGUUGCCAUGCGGCCUGUGUUGCCAUGCUGCCUUUGUUGCCAUGCUGCCUGUGUUGCCAUGCGGCCUGUGUGGCCAUGCGGCCUGUCUGUACGACGCUAUCCAUGGCAGGCUCUCUCCAUCAGCCGCGCGCUGCUGGCAGCCAAGGCAGCAGUGGAGGCGGCUCACAGCAGUGCGGGCGAGAGUGAGCGAGGCGAGGGGCACGCACAGGCGGCAGAUGCAAGCGCGGUGGUGGAGAGAGUGAGGCAAACGGUUGAGGAGGCAGGGGGGCGAGUGGAGUAUGUGCAGCUGGUGGAGCAGGAGGGUCUCGAGCCAAUCUCGCACAUCACUUGCCCCGCUGUGCUUGCAGUGGCAGCCCAUUUUGGAUCAGUGCGUCUCAUAGACAACGUGGAGAUUGAUGUUCACGCAUAG